GUCAGCUGGUCCCCGGAUAGUCGGCCGCGGCGCGUGCCGAUGCCAGCCCGUGCCGAGAGUCCGGGGUAACGGUCACUUUGCGAAGAAGCUUCAGCGACACCGACCCUCCGCUGCCGGCCGCGCUUUUUCAGUCUUAUCACCGGCGGAAAUGUUUAACAGCCUGCUCCGGGACUUCGACGAAGACCCGUUUUUCUCGGGCCAGUUUCAGGCACACAACGAGUGCGUGAGGCAGAUGAUGCGCAGCUUUUCAGAUCCCUCCGGCCGCGACUUCAUGCCCAUGCUGACCGACGGACGAGGCCGGCUCAGGGCGGAGUCUCACGCCAACAGAAACCUCGCCCACAGGGAUGUGGCCUUCAGGAGCCCUUUCAGUAUGAUGGACAACAUGAUGUCUCAGAUGAGGAGCAGAAUGGAGGAGGUGCACAGUAACUUUGACAGAACAGACUCUGCAGACUCCAGUGCCCACUCCUUCAGCUCAUCCUCUGUGAUGACCUACUCCAAAGUGGGCAGCGAUCCGGCCAAGGUCUUCCAGGCCUCCAGCCAGAUGCGCCGAGCCCCUGGGGGGAUUAAGGAGACCAGACGAUGCAUAAGGGAUUCAGAGAGCGGCACGGAGAAGAUGGCCAUCGGACACCACAUCCAUGAUCGGGGGCACGUAAUCGAGAGGAGUCAUAAUCGGCAGACCGGGGCGAAUGAGCUGAAUCAGGACUUUCAGAAUCUCGAUGAAUCUGAAGCGCAGUCUUUCGACCAGGAGUGGCAACGGGAAGUGUCCAAAUUCCAUUCAUGUGCCCCCAUGUCCCAGCUGGAAGCCCCCAGACCGAGAGCUGUACACCGUGCAGCCAUCGCUGACUCAUAUGGUGCGAAGAGAGACAAACGAGAGCCCAAUGUAGGCAGAAAGAAAACAUACAUGGAGGAGCUGAACGUGAAGGGCACUGGAGUGAAAAAACAAUAAGCAAAGGAUGUGGGCAACAACAUUCUGGUGAUUUUACACGUGUCCAAUGUGUCCAAGACAAGCUCCUCUCUCUCUUGACAGUCACCCAUUAGCUGCCUGGUAGCCACUGACUUCACAGCCAGAGAGUGCUGUCUGAAUCUGAUCCACUCUGGCACUUUAUCCAUCCAAACAGCUGCAUGUUCUAAACCUGAACUUCUGCACCGCAGUGUUUGUGGAGAUGGUCAUCGGCACAUGCUCCGGGGAUCAAGGAGUCAUUUACCCUGCAGCUGCCAAAAAAACCCCACAAACAAAAUACCAGGAACAUGUUCUUUUUUCACUUAUGAAAUAAAGAUACAUUUUCUAAGAUUUAUCAUGCUUUUAAAUUAUACAGCAUUUCAGUUUAAACAUGUAUGCAUAACAUUUCCUUUUUCAGAAUCAAAAUGUACGUAUGUUCAAGUUUAUAGUUUCCAAUGCACUUAGAGAUACACUUUUCUGUUUGUAUGUUUUGGCCAUUGAUCUUGUAAUAUCUACUAUAAGAUAUAUUUUAUGGAAAAAUGUCCAUGAAUACAGGUUUUAUAUUCUCACAUGGUGUGUGUUGCUCUCCUUUAGUGUGAAGCUGUGCAGGGGUCUACCACACUUAAUGACGAGGGAAAACGGACAGUUGAAUGCUUAAAUCUUAUUUGUUAAAAUAUUUACAAAAAUGAGUUUCUGGAUUAAGCAUUUUUGUAGCCAAAUAAAUCUUUAAAAAUCA
Molecule: messenger RNA, 1676 nt
Organism: Paramormyrops kingsleyae
Lineage: Eukaryota; Metazoa; Chordata; Actinopteri; Osteoglossiformes; Mormyridae
Gene: mlf1
Product: myeloid leukemia factor 1
Source: RefSeq, a predicted model, not a curated record